This is a messenger RNA of Volvox carteri f. nagariensis, 1182 nucleotides long. RefSeq lists its product as uncharacterized. Gene Ontology annotation, molecular function: protein folding chaperone. Gene Ontology annotation, cellular component: prefoldin complex; cytoplasm. The record is from RefSeq and is a predicted model, not a curated record. Gene Ontology annotation, biological process: protein folding. Lineage: Eukaryota; Viridiplantae; Chlorophyta; Chlorophyceae; Chlamydomonadales; Volvocaceae. The coding region runs from base 171 to 563 and encodes 130 amino acids. The transcript is spliced from 3 exons.
UGCAUUUCAUGCCUCGAAUUCACUACUCGUUUAUCGUCAGGAAAGCUGCUGUUGUUACCGAAGUGUAAAAUGUAUUAGCACCACUUUGCGUGGCCUUUUCCAGAAAGUACUUUCUUAAUAGGGAAUAUCUUGAAGCGUUUUUAGGUAACGGAGCUCUAGAUUCACCGAAAAUGGACGAAGGCGAUGAGCGCGCCAUCCAGGAGUUCAACGAGCUCCAGGAUAAGGUCAUCAUGCAGGCAGAAAUGUUUCAAAGGACUCAGCAGCAAGAACGAAUGCUUGGCAUUCAGCGACAGCGUUGCGUGCUCACCAAGCAAGAACUGCAAAGCAUGCCAGACAGCACAACCAUGUAUAAAAGCAUUGGCAGAGCGUACUUUUGCAGCCCCAAGGGGGAGGUGCUCAAGGAGCUGGAUGAGAAGGCGGCCUCGAUAGAGGCCGACGCCAAGUCUCUACGUGAGCAGCGCGACGCGAUCGAGAAGAAGAUGAAGGACACGGAGGUGCAGCUGCGGGAGCUGAUCGGCCAAUCACCAGCACUGGUCAGGCGCCUGGGGGCAGUAAAGAUUUAAUAGUUUCUACUUGUGCUCAGCGCAGACGGCAGGACGAGCGAAACUCUUUGCUCCUGGGCUCCCUGCGUUUUUGCCACUUGGCUGGGAGCUGGCAGCCGAUCGGUUAGGGUUGCUCUGUGCUGAGGCCUACAGGCAGGAGGCUGCAUAAACCGAUAGCUGCGGUUGCCGGCCAUAGCGGUGAACGGCAAUCUUUACAGUAGCGGCAGACAGGAGGAUAGCCUAUGGACAGCUAUUGAACACGUGUUACAGUUGCCAUAGCGCGUCUAUCGUGCUGUGGCGGAAAUGGCGAAGAAUUGUUCGAGGAAGUGUUCCGAGUCGUCGUACCAUCCGGUUGAGACUUUCCGCGUUGUGACUGUAAAUUGUAAGCAGCGGUGGUGGUUUGGAUGGCAUUCAAUUAUGGUUAGGCAUGCUAGGGACCGGUAUAAACUUGUGUGCUUCGGCCGACCCCCUGUCCGGCCGACCCAUCUUUCGAACGGCUAGUAUAGCGACUAUGAUCUUUAUUAUGCGGAACUGGAUACCCCGUCACUUGAUGACCAUAAAUAACAAACGUUGCUGAGAGCGCACACAGCACAGGACGAACAUUUGUAAUGUAAUGUAAUGUAAUGUUACAGAGUGGGAG